Messenger RNA from Cetraspora pellucida, 948 nucleotides. Lineage: Eukaryota; Fungi; Glomeromycota; Glomeromycetes; Diversisporales; Gigasporaceae. The record is from the annotation of a GenBank genome assembly.
AUGAUUGUUAAAAGUUGUCAAAAGAAAAAAAAAAUAAGCAAUAAAGGGCUAAAAGUCCUUUGUGAUUGUUUAAAAUGCCAAAGAACUCCUUUAAGUCGAAAUUUAGUUUCUAUUUCAACAUGUAUACAUCAUCAUAAGAAGUAUCCUCAAGGCGAAAAAACUCAAUUGAGUAGUGAUGAACAAGGAAUGAGUAUUGUUGAACAAGAAUUAAGCGAUAAUGAACAAGAAUUAAGUGAUAAUGAACAAAUCUUUAAUGAUCAAAUGCUGAGCAAUACCGAAAUUAUAGACCUAGAAUCACUUACUAAUUGUGAAUUAUACUCUUGGGAAGCUAGUGAAAAUACAUCUGAUAAUGAACUACUAACAGAUUCAAAUUCGGUAUCAAAUAGCAAGUCAAAUGAAGAUUAUCAUACAACUAUUCAACUACCUCCUGGAUUUUCAGAAGCUUAUAGACUUCUGGAAAUAAAAGUCCAUUCUAAUAUGACGAAUGAAACAUUUCGUAAAAUAAUGGAUGCUUUUAGUGAACAAAAUAUAUCAUUAUAUCGUGCCACUAAAAAAUUAUCAAGUCUAGUAUCAAUUGAUCCAAUAUGGGUUGAUUGUUGUGUGAAAAGUUGUUGCGCCUUUACCAGUAAUUUGAAAGAUUUACAAGAAUGUCCAGUUUGUAGGGAGGAGAGAUGGAAUCAAAUGCAAAAUGGAUCUAAAAAUGAAGAUUUUAUUCUACAUUGCUCUGUCGUAUCUUGGUUAGAAGAAACGCCAGCCCUUGCAAAAUUGAUGUGUACCACUGGACACAAUUCUUACCAAGGUUGUAGGUAUUGUAACAUAUGUGGAAUAUGGGAAAAUCAUGUUUAUUUUCCUACAAGGCCUCUUAAAAACAAACAAGGAGUGGUCUAUGAUCCAAGUAACCUUCCAAAAAGAACACAUCAAGAUUACUUAAAUAAAAUACGAGAAUAG